Messenger RNA from Peromyscus eremicus (cactus mouse), 1579 nucleotides. It is a transcript of the gene Rnf225, whose product is annotated as ring finger protein 225. The record is from RefSeq and is a predicted model, not a curated record. The transcript has a single exon. The coding region runs from base 1 to 978 and encodes 325 amino acids. Gene Ontology annotation, biological process: protein ubiquitination. NCBI's taxonomy places the organism in Eukaryota, Metazoa, Chordata, Mammalia, Rodentia, Cricetidae. Gene Ontology annotation, molecular function: ubiquitin protein ligase activity.
AUGCCCUGUCCUCGGCUUCACUGGUUCCGCCGCCACCGAGCCUCCCAGGGCUCAAGCCCGGGCUCCCCAGGUACCCUCUCUGCACCCACAUCCCCUAGCAGAGGCGAAAACGAGGACGCAGAAGAGGAAGAGGGCGAUGGCAACCCGGGCGACAGCCCCAUCCUGCCCCCUGCAUCCCCUAUGGAAUGCCUUAUCUGCGUGUCACCCUUCGACGGCGUUUUCAAGCUACCAAAACGCCUGGACUGCGGCCACGUCUUCUGUCUCGAGUGCCUGGCCCGCCUAUCCCUGGCUACGGCGGGGGGCGGUGACGCAGUGGCUUGCCCCAUGUGCCGUGCGCCCACACGCUUGGCCCCGCGCCGGGGGCUUCCCGCUCUACCCACGCAGCCAAGCCUGCUGCCUCGCGACGCGCGCGUGGCACCCCCGCGCCAGGGCUCCGUGCGGUUCGACCGCCGUCGAGGGCUCCUGUACCUGCGGCCGCCGCCGCCGUCUCCGGGACCACGCAAGAGCCGCACAGCGCGUGCCCCGCCGCCUCCACCCCCGCUGCGCCUCGGCCGCCCGCUGUCGCGUCGCCUGUCCAUGAGCAGCCCUACAUGGGCCUUCAACGCGGCUGUGGCUCUGGCCGUGCUGGUGGCCGCGGGCCUCGUUGUCUCUGGCGUCUACAUCUUCUUCCUCAUCCCUCACGUCACGACCUCCGGCCUUGGGCGGCCUCAGGUCGUAGCUCUGGCCCCCGAUCCUAGCUUCUGGCAACCGCCGCGGCCCACACCAAUAGCACCCUGGACCCACACCUGGAUGCCGCGCCCCACAAAGCCUGAGCUGGACCUGGAAAGUACCCUGCCAGAGGCUACCAAGGACACGCCAGAGCUUGAGGAGGCUACCAAGGACCCAGGGACCCUGGAUACACUCCCGGAUCAAACACCUAAGGCAGAGACUGACCUUGGCUGGAACCUGCAGGCACAGGAUGCUGGGAAAAGGUUGUAACUACAGCAAUGAAAUGCCUCAAUGCUAUAAGCCCUGUCUCCUGGCCUGAGGAUUUCUGUGUUAUCCUGGAGGGCAUUAACAGAAUGCAUCUCUCCAGACUGGGGACUGAAAAGGCACGAACUCUCUCAAACCACUGUAAUCAUCCCAUGAGAAUGUCUGAUUCCCAUGACCAUCUAACUGAAGGUACCAGGCCACGCACGAUUUUUUUUUUUUUUUUGAUUUAUUGGAAGACCGUUGUAAGGGUCCUACUGAUGAUUGCUUCUGAACCAUAUCCUUGUGUAGGUCUAGUUGGGGUACCCCUGAUUCUCGUCUCUGUGGAAGUCCAGCUGGCCUCUCCCCCUGUGACAUCUAUACAGGACUGUGUCAGGGUGCCUUAGCUUUGAUCUUGAUGGGAUGCACUUCAAAUCAUCAUCACCACAGCCUCCUAAGGGAGACAUUCCUGGUCAGCUCUGGGGAUGAAGGCUCUGAUCCACUCUGAUCCACUGGUCCUUUGGACUCACCACAGUGGGGCUGGGGCCCCUAUCUUUGGAGUGCAAAACUGAUGUUACUAUUCUGAUUACGUGUCUUGCGCCCACAGCUAGUCUGUAAAUUUCAGCACCAG